Messenger RNA from Anthonomus grandis grandis, 10666 nucleotides. Its product is annotated as peroxidase. The coding region runs from base 172 to 2412 and encodes 746 amino acids. Gene Ontology annotation, biological process: response to oxidative stress. The transcript has 14 exons. Gene Ontology annotation, molecular function: heme binding; peroxidase activity. Lineage: Eukaryota; Metazoa; Arthropoda; Insecta; Coleoptera; Curculionidae. The record is from RefSeq and is a predicted model, not a curated record.
GGUGGUUUAACAGUCGACUGUUAAACGCAUACCAGUUAUCAACUAUUUUAUUUUUUGGCGGUGAAUUUAAAAAGAAAACUGUUACGGUCGUGCUUUGAAUGACUAAUCUUUAUUGAAUGGCCGAUUUCGAUACGUGAUUACGGUAAAUUGUGUAAUUGAAGAGGUUCCAAGAUGGUUUGUUGGAGGGGUGCUAUAUUGCAUCUAUGUAUCGCGCUAUGCAGCUUUCAAGGAGCUGUUUCAGUAGUUCAUUACCAGCCGUUGGAACUAACCGGAAAUGGAGAUAGCGAGUGUGCUUUAUUACUAAAUGGCCCAAGCAGAAGCAGCCAGUUCGAUUAUACGUUUAACUUACUCAGAGGAAGCACUUUUGAUUAUACUGGACCUCAUACUUGCAUUACAUACGAUGCCAUCAACGCUGCCUAUUUGGAUGCCAGGAAAAGGAUAGCUGUGGCCCAGCCACAUGGAGACUGGAAACCAGAAGAUGUCGCCACAGUUGGAGAGCUACUCUUAGAUAUUUCAAUAAAUUUAGCUAAAACUUAUGGCUUGAGCUACGAAAAUAUUGAAAGAAAUUUACCCUUGAUUGACACAAGUAAGACCUUGAUUCGUGAAGUGUGUCCUCCAUAUUUAUCGAACGUUGAAUGUCGAGCUGGAAAGUAUAGGAGGUAUGAUGGGUUGUGUACCAACUUGGAUCAUCCCACUUGGGGAGCUACCAAUACGCCAUUUACCAGAUUAAUGGGACCACUCUUUGCUGACGGUAUGUCUGAACCUCGUAUCAGUAUAUCCGGAAGACAGUUACCGCCCUCUCGUGUCGUAUCCAGAACAAUGCAUCCGGACUCCGGUUUUCAUGAUCAUGCCGGAACUGUUAUGAUCAUCGCUUGGGGUCAGUUCAUGGAUCACGAUUAUACUUUAACAGCAACUCCUUUAGAUCCGUUUAACCGAAACGAUCCGGAAGAUUGCUGCAACCUACCGCCCCACCUAAAACAUCCCUACUGUAACGAGAUUUUAAUUCCUGAAGAUGACUAUUUUUACAACAUAUUUAACGUUAAAUGUCUGAAUUUCGUCAGGUCGUUCCCUGCUGCUCGUCCCGGAUGUCGUUUGGGUUCCAAAGUUCCUUACAACACACUCACCGGUGUUUUGGAUGGGAACACUGUUUAUGGUGUUACCGAACAAUUCGCCAGGAAACUUCGUGAAGGUCAGGGAGGUCUUUUGAGGAUGAAUCCUGCGUUUGCCGACUACGGACUGAAGGAUUUGUUACCGUUGAAAUUAGAUAUUCCGGAUGAAGGUUGUACGCGUCCUAACUCGACCAUGUUUUGCUUUGAAGGAGGUGAAAUCAGAGUAAACGAACAACUAGUGUUAACAGUCAUGCACACCCUAAUGGCCAGAGAACACAACAGAAUAGCGAGAGAGUUAGCGGCAGUAAACCCCCAUUGGGACGACGAGACCCUUUAUCAAGAAGCCAGAAGGAUCAAUAUCGCCAUUAUCCAGCAUAUUACUUAUAACGAAUUCUUGCCGAUUUUGUUGGGAAAAGAUAUGAUGGAGAAGUUUGGACUUCUCGUACAGAAACAGGGCUAUUGGGACGGUUACGAUAGCAAAGUCAAUCCGAAUGUCAUCGAUGCUUUUGCUGCAGCUGCUUACAGGUUCGGACACUCACUUCUACCAACUGCUGUAGAGAGGUGGAGUAAGGCACAUAAGUUUAUUGCUUCCAAACGUCUCUCCGACCUGAUCAGACGUCCGUACGACUUAUACAGACCAGGCGUGUUAGACGAAUACAUAAUGGGUCUUAUGAAUCAAGUUGCUCAAGCUAUGGACGACGCUAUUACUCAAGAGGUGACCAACAAUUUAUUCAAAAAGGUCGGGGCCAAGUUCGGUAUGGAUUUGGUCAGUUUCAACAUGCAAAGAGGCAGGGAAUUCGGUUUGCCCGGUUACAUGGAGUUUAGGAAAUUCUGUGGAUUGCCCGUUAGCGAGACGUUUGAGGAAAUGUUCGGUUCUAUGGCUAAUGAGACGAUUUCGAAAUAUGCUUCGAUUUUCGAGCAUCCAUCAGACAUUGAUUUGUGGUCGGGCGGUGUAUGUGAGAAACCAUUGCCAGGAAGUAUGUUGGGACCCACUUUCGCAUGUAUCAUAGCCACACAGUUCAGUUAUUCAAGAAGAGGUGAUAGAUUCUGGUACGAAUUACCAAACCAGCCAUCCUCGUUCACUUUACCACAAUUAGAGGAAGUACGUAAAGCACGUUUAGCACGGAUCAUCUGCGAUAAUACCGAUUUGAUUGAUACUGUACAGCUAUACCCUAUGGUGUUACCGGAUCACGAAAUUAAUCCUCGAGUACCGUGCAAGAGCCAGAUAAUUCCCAGCAUGGACUUUUCGAAAUGGGCCGAGUUCCCGCAUUCGACGUUUUAUGAACAUAUAGGAAAAAAGUAACCUCAAUUAGUUUUAAAAUGCCAUGGUAUUAUUUAUUUUCUAGGUAAAAAAAAAGAGAAAACGCUUUUUUGAGGAUGAAAAAUUGCAUGAGUGAGAGCAAAUAUUCCUAUGAAUUUAAGUUAAAUAUCAUUUUAUAUAUCAAGAUACUGCACAGAAAAUGGAAGAAUAUGUUCACCAAAUUAUAACAUACACUUUAGAAGCGACAACAAUUUAUUGAUAUAAAUGUCAUAAAAAGGUUACUGUUUUCUCAACUGGGUUUUCUAGACAGAAAAUUGCAAAAAGACUUAAAUAGUCCUAAUUAUUUAUUAAACUGCUGCCAAUAUGUUUGAAGCCUUUAAAACUUAUUCUAUUUAUGGUUUUCCAUGUUUAAAAAAACUAUUAAAAAUCAUUAUCCAAAAAGUUAGGGUGAAAUAAUAGGGUGUAAUCAAAAAAAAUAAUAGUGGCACUUUAAAAUUUCAUAACAAAAAAACCAAAAGAGAAAUCGGGUUCAUUUUUAGUAGGCACAAAGCUUAUUUCUUUGUUAAAUCAAAAAUUCUGGGUUAAAAAAAAUAGCUUGAUACCUAUCUUAAUUUAUAAGGAAGUUAUGAACUUUUUUCGUGGAGCAAUGAUAGGGAAUAAAACUCAAAGAUUUUCUGAAAAGUAUAUUACGUAGGUAAGUUGAGCAAAACAGGCUGUGACAUGUUUUUUUUUUAAUUUAUUAAACGUUAUAUGAGGUAAGCGAUACUGGAAAAGUUAGUUCUCCUCUUCGCCCUAAAGUGGGUUCUGGUAAAACUCGCUCUAUAUCUGAUGCAGCCACUAAGUGAUGAUCCUCUUGUUUAGGCCAGUGAAACACUGAACUAUACGCGUUUCGGUUUGAUUUUUUUAAAACUUAAUGGUAGGUUGCGAUUCUUUAUCAACGUUGUUAUUUGACCAGUAUAGAAAAGUAUACUUUUCUUUCCUUUAAAUGAGACCAAACCCAGUUUCCAAUGUUAAAGUUUUCUACCUCUUUGAGAAACAAUUCGUCUUGUUUUAAUGCUUCUUCAUCUUCCUCUAACCUUUUUGCAUAAGUCUCAAAGGUGACGUCGUCGGAUUCACUGUCACUUAAAAUUUGCGGUUCGUCUUCAUCUGAAGAGCUCUCAUUAAUAUAUUUUGCUGUAAUUUUUUUUGAUUUCUUCUUUGUUUUCUUUGCUAAUUCUUUCGCUUUCUUUGCUUUAUCUUUCGCUAUUCUUUCAUCUUCUUUUUUUUGCUCAGCCUUUUUCUUUUUUUCUAUGUUUUCUUUUGCUGUUAUAAUUUCAGCUCCCGGAGCUACCCUUUGUCUUCUUUCUUUUUCGUAGGGCGGGGCGAUUGCCUCACUGUUUCCAGCAACAAUUCUUCAAAUGAUACAGAACCGCUACUUGGUGCUGCUAUUGGUAUUGGUCUACUUGGCCCUGCUAUUGAUUCUGGUCGCGGUUCUGAUGCUGGCUGCUGCGUGGUUGGUUUCUCUCUCGAUGGCUUUUCAAGGUUGCUUGUGCUGGGUUCAUUAAGAGGUUGUUCUGUGGCAGGUUGGGGAUUUCUCAAACGUUCUUCAUAUCUUCGUAGAGCUUCUGGAUCAUAUUUAAAGCGGUCGAUAACAGAUCUAUUAAAUGGGCAUAUUCCUCCUCUACGAAAGCCCGAUGUCAGUAAAGCUUGAUCUGUCUCUUUCCAAAUUGUGCUCACAAGUACCGAAAAAUCUUUCUUUGGUAUUUUAACACCCACAUGUCUUCUUUGGUACUCCGCUAAUUUGGAAUCCCACCGUGACUUAAGGCUCUUAAAGACCGCUAGGUCCAUGGGUUGCAAUAGGUGGCUGGAGUGUGGAGGUAAUUUAAGUACAAUUAUUUAUCAUUUUCGACAGCCGCCCCGAUAAGUUUUGGGUCUAAGUGCGUUGAAUGUCCAUCAUACAAAAGCAGGAUUUUGUAUGAUGUGGAAGUUUACAAAGAUUUUGGUUUCCAUCCAACCAUUAGGUGACGCAGCAUAAGAAGUACCAGGAAAGGUAGAUUCCUUGGGAGCCAGCCAGGUACUCCAUAGAUUUUUUCCCUUAAAAACAAUUAAUGGAGGCAGUUUAUCCCCAUUUGCGUUGCCACCCAUGAGAACUGUAGUACUCUCUCUUCCAGGCCCGGUGGCUAUUCUUAUCAUUGGCUUUUUUUCUGGCAUACUCCAGUCCUUGUGGUUUUUUUAAAGGUAGCCUGUGCCUUUUUUAAAGGAUAAGAACCAAUCCUCGCCAGGUAUUCCAUCUUUAAAUGGCGUUUUUAUAUUAUUUUUCGUGACAUACUUUCCCACCAAUUCUAAGAUUUUCUUUCUGCUGAGCCCCCAACCCCACUUCUCCAUGAUUUUUUAUGGCAUUCACUAAUUUUUCUUCAUCAGCUGCAGGUAUUGCGGUGGGUCUUCCUUUGGACGUGCUUUUUGAUCCUCGGGUUCUUCUUAGGUGUUUUUGAAGAGUGGAAAAUGGCAUUUGAUACCUCUGGGCACCACCACAAAUACUGAUAUGAUUUUCUUGGAUGUUUCUGAUCGCAUCUUUUAAGUUCAGUACUGUGAGAAAGGUCUUGUUUCUUUAUUUUAUACACUCUCACCAUUUUGAAGGAACUCACUAGGAACCGUAUAAACUAGUCUUAGAUCGGUCCUAUUUUAAAGAUUUCCACACUGUCUUUACAAUUAAUUAAAGUCUUUGGUAAGUAUUUACACUAUUUCUUCGAUAUUAGUUUUAGCCUGUAACAAUAGAGAAAAUGAUAGGUUAAAGCCUAAACACUCAAGAAGGAGGAGACUGGGGCAAAUGUAGUCAGUGAUUACACUUACCCCAUAUGCGUAUUUCGGUGGGGUAAAUGUAAUCGCUGGCAUACAUUUUUUGUUAAGUAUCGAAAAUCAAAUCUGAUAGCAGAAUCAACAUUCUUGUCGAAAAUUACCUAAGGGAGAAAAAUAUUACAACUAAAUACUAAUAUUAGCAGUAGUAAUAGGAAAUUAAAAUUCCUAAAAGGCACUCACAAAAUUAUUAUAAAUGUCAAAGUACAAAAAAGAAAAAGGGAAAUCUUUGAAACUGGAACUAAGAGGUUAAUAAAAAGUAAUAUUUUCGAAUUGAAUCCGAAGAAAAUAUGUUCCAAAACGUUAUAAAAAAAAUCAUAGGGCUUGAUUAUAUUUGCCCCAUGAUUACAUUUACCCUACUUCACCCUAUAUAUAAGUUAUUACUCGUAUAUUGACUAUUUUAAUAUUAACUAUAUUGAACUAUAAAAACCCAACUUUUUCAAAAUUUAACAACGAUUAUUCAGUUUCAAUUUUAAGUUUAGUGUUUGUGAUAAGAUUAUGUAAUAACUUCUGUUCUUUUUUUUAACAUUUUCCAUUAUUAUUUUUCUUUUCAUUUUGGCUCCUAUGCUAGAGGAAGAUGCGUAAAGGAACUUUGCCUGUUGUUUGAAAUAUACCUAUAAUAGAAAUAUUGAUAAAUAUGAAUAAUACAGAAGGUUGAAUCUUUCUUUUUUUUGCCUUUUAACUCUGAAAACCUGCGUCAAUUUUACAUAUUCCUGGCAGAAGUAUCACGACGAAAUUAAUUUCUUGAAAGUAUGGCAACGUAUUUGCUAUUUUUAAUGGCAAUUCCUGUUUUUUUAAACAUUAUAAAUAACUAUAAUUUAUAAAUAACUUAUUAUUUCUCAUUUCAUGUGAAAAACUAAGUUUGCAAGCCGAUAGGUAAUAUUAAUACAAAGUAAAGUUAGGUAUAAGUAAAAUCUAUAUUGUUUUGACGAAUUCAUACUCACCUAUUUUAUUGGGUAUAAAAUUUCAAAAAAAACUUUAUUUGUUACUUCUAAGUGAUUAAAGAGUUUUAUCAUUUUUUCUAAUCGUUCCUUAUUCUAAGCCUCAACUACUGCCUCAAAGAAAUAAGAAAUUACUUUAGAUAUGGAGGAAUGACGUAAAAAACUUUCAUUUCAUUUACUUUCCUUGUCUCUUCCGGUCGUUUUUAGACCUUAACUGCCUCAAAGAAUUAGACGAAUCAAAAUUUCGUCGAAUUUAAAAUUAUGACAAAAAUAGAAAUUGGAAAACCACUUUUCUAUAAUUUUAUUUAACCCACAUCAUCUUUUCGUAAGUUUUGACGUCUCAGUUGACCAAAACUCUAAAUAUUAUUAAAAGUAAAUUACAGUAUGAUGAUAAUUUGGCAAAACGCAUAACACUAAAUGUUACAAUUGUACAACUCUUAACCUAUUGUAUAAAAGCUGCUUAAUUUCAAUAUAAUAAUGAAUUUUAUCAACAAACUUUGGAAUGGCUCUCGGUUCUCCUCUUUCACCAAUUUUAACUAAUAUAUUCAUGAAAAAUUUUGAAUCUAAAACUUUUAAUAUAUUUCAUUAAAACACUUUUAAUAUUUUAGCGAUAUAUUGUUGAUUUUUCCAAUAUAUCACCAUAAUAAAAAGACCUUCAUAAUAUUUUAAAUUAUAUUAACUCCAAAGAGUCUACUAAAAAAAAUUACUGUUAAAAAAGAAGCUGAUAGGCAGCAUCCUUUUCUUAAUAUUUAAAUAUAAAAAACUUCACAAAAUUUUCAAACUAGAACUUACCGUAAACCAACUCAUACUACUUCCUGUUUUCUGUGCGUUAGUUAUAGAUACCAUAAAUGUGCCAUAAACAGAUAGAUACUACGUUUUUAUAAAGUAUUUAAAUCGAUUUGAAACCAAUCCUGUUUUUAUGCAGAGACAAUAAUAAUAUUUAUGCAAUAAUAAUUUAUAUAAAUUAAUUAUUCAUCCUAUAAAUGAUGAAUAUGGCCACAAUACAAUUUCGAGGUCUUUUUUAUUCGGCAAUAUAAUACAAUCUUAUAUGAUUCCCAAAUGGAAUUCAAAACCCCUUUUUCAAGGUAUUUUCAAUACCCAAACAAGAUUCCAACCGAUUAUUGAAUUCUUCGUGAAAACGUAUUAAAUUUAUCUGAGGUCCAUAAACUUAAACUUAGGACCCUAAAACCUCUGAUUUUAAGUUUUUUUUGCAGGUAGUAAGUAUUUUGCUUUCUUUAGUAUUUAUUUUCAACUUUUUCACUUAGUAAUCAACUUAUGCAAUUUUUCAUAGUAAUAUACGAGGUUAGUUCAAUAAAGUCCUUAGAAAAAAAGUUGAGAAAACCGUUUUAUUUGAAAUAAAUCUUCUUUCGCCAAGCCAUUUUUUCAAAUUCGGAGAUAGAAAAAAGUCAGUGAAAGCCAAAUCUGGUGAAUACGAUGGAUAAUGUAAGGAUCCGUCGAACCCUUUCGUCAAAUCUUACGUAAGAUGAAAAUUUUUGUUUUCUUUUUGCUGUUAAGUAAUGUGAUAAAGAUAAAUUUCGUUUUUGUGAUGAAUGCAGAAAAAUUAUUUAUUGACACAAUGCAGCGAGAGAGUUGUACACAUUUAAAAUUAUAAUCCUCAUAUUUGCACGAACGUUCGUGCGUGCUGUAGCUACACAUGUUGGUAAAAAAAUUGCAGUCAACAGUGAAAACAAUUAAAGCCUUAAUAAUAUAACAUAAUUCGGUGUAAUACGAAGAUUGUUUCAAUGACAGAAAUUAAUUUAUCUUUAACUUUCAAUGAAUUGAACAAAAUAAAGCGUUCUUGGUUUAAACACUUUCCAUCCAUUGAACAACGGACACAAUCAUAGGUACUUCUGACUCACAGAAUCUUUCUGCUUGUUCAUAUUCCCCAAAAGAUUCAACAUCUAUAUCUUCAUCAUUAAACCAACAGAGCCAGAUGAGUGAGUGAUUUUUACCAUGUUUACGAUGCCUUAUUGUCAAAGAUUGAAUUUUUUGUAUUCGAACACAUUUGUUAACAUUACAUUAAUAGAUUUUUCUUUGAUGCAAUAUGGCAACUGGUUCAAUAUGCAAUGCAUAUGUCGCAAGUAGGUUUCACGAUGCUGCAAACAUGCAUAGGACACUAAGAUCAUAUUGCAUUAACCCUCCAUUAGUCGCGUGGAUAUUUGUAACGCUAAGAGUCGCGCGGAUGACAGUUGUCAUCCAGUUAUUAUUUUUCAAAAAAUGAUUUAUAAACGAAAAGUUUAGUGGAAAAAUGUUUUAUUUUAUAAUAAUGUUGCUAAUAUUAUGAUAUUCAGCAACAACUGGAUUACCGUCUAUAUCAAGAGAAUUCCAAAUGUGAGCAAGAAUAUUUCUGAAUUUUCUUACUCUCUCAAAAUUAAUUUUUCUCUAACUGCCAAAUUUGGCGAGAUUUUUUAAGAUAACCUUCCACCACUGUAAAGAGACGUAUGUAAGUUGUUUGACAUUUUAUCAAUUUUGAUAUUCACUGAAAUUCCGAUAAAGAAUUUCAUAACUUUGUUAUUUGAUGUAACCUCUAGACAUCGCACAAAUUGCAAAUGACGCCCAACAUGUGCUCUGUUUAACAGGUAGUAGACAACACUACUAUUUAUGCGAUAUGCGCUAUUGAUCUAUUCGAUAGUAUCGUAUUGAUGAAUUGUAUUGAUUAGUUUUGAAUACUAAUUGAAUUCUUACUCUUAAAAAAAUUAAACUUUUUUUGUGCUUGAUUAUUCUCCUAUAGAUAUUGGAUUUUACUAACCACACAGACUCUCUUGAAAUUACCUAUAUCUUAUAUAAACUCUACUCGAAUAAUUAGAGUGAAAAUUUGUGCUCAAUAUUAAAGUUGUCGUUAGUCUCAAUGGCUUCCAUAUUUUUUCCAAAAAUAAUCAUUUUAAUUUUUGAAGUAUUUAAAUUGAGGCCAUGGGCUCUUGAAAUUAAAAAAAUAUUAUUUAAGUCAUGAUUUAUAAGUUGAGAAGCGUGAGCAAUAUUACCAAUCUUAAACGAAUGGUAAAUCUGCAGGUCAUCCGCGUACUGAUGCGACUUACAAUUUGUGAUACGAGUAGGAAAGUCAGAAGUAUAUACUAAGAAUAAUAAAGGUCCCAAGAUUUCGAACCCCCAUGUACUACUUGCUGACUUCUGUCACCCAGAUAGCUGCUUAUAAAGGCAAUCGCAUCAUUACCCAGACCAUAAUGGCACAGUUUUUUUAAGAGUAUCGUGCUGUAAAAUGCUUUACUAUAGUUAUGCUAUAACCAGUACGACAGUCUGACUGAGUGAAAGGUGACAACUGAAUCAGAUAAAUGUUGACUAAGUUGGUCAUAUACAAUUCUUUCUAGAAUUUCGGACAGGGUGCACAAAAUACUAAUGGGUCGAAACUGUGAUUUGACUGUUUAGGAACCGGCAUUAUAAUUGAUUUUUUCCAAAGUGAAGGAUAUUGAUUAUAAAAUAAACAUUUAUUAAUAAUGUAAGUAAUAUGAGGUAGGAGGCAACAAAACUGCACAGGUUAGCACACGCGCAUUGUCACGAUUUAAAAGGAAUUUUCUUCUCUUUAAAUGUGGUUGUUCUUUUAUUUCCUCGUUCAAACCGGUGCAAUAACCACGCAUAAUACGCCCCUGAUAUCGCCCCCUUUCCUUUUUUCAAGUAAUCGAUGAGAAUGAUGCCAUCUCCAUCCCAAAAGACUGAUUUUGCCACUGUUUUCGCCUUCUUCGAAAACCGUUUAUCCUAAAAAACCACUGCUGCGACCUGUCUCUCCAUCUUUGGAGUAUAAUAGUGAAUCCUAAAAGAAACUGGAUUGUCACGGAAACGCGUCUUAACAGCAUCAAGAGUCGAUCACACUAUUACGCUUAUUCUCCGUUGUCAGCAAUCGCGGCACUCAUUUUGCCGCAAUUUUUUGAUCAAAAAUGAAGCGACGGUACCUUAGGUUUUAACGGUAUCUUCAACUAUUUUCCCGCACUUUAAUUCUACGAUCACUUAAAAUCAAAAUUGUCUUAAUAUUUUCGGGAGUAGUCACUUCCACAGGGCAUUCUGAACAAUAUUGACCUUUUGUGGAUGAACGGCCAGGUUUAAAAUCAUUUAUCCAACUGUAAACAAUUGCAAGCACAGUAGCAGAUGUGCCAUAAACUGCACCCAACUCAGCUUCUAUCUCUUUUAAAAUGAAAACGUUUAAUCACUGCUCGAAACUGACUUACUCGAAAACAAAAGUUUAAUCAACAAUAGAAGUGGCACUACGUAACAGAUGAAGCUGAAACUUUUACAGCUUUCUAGUUAAUAGUGCUGCAAACUAAGAAAAAUUAAUCUUUUCUUGGUUUUUUUAUAAGGACUUAUUGAACGACCCUCCUAACGAACGCAUUUGUAUAUAUUAGAUUUAAGGUAUGUAUAUGUUAAACCUGUAUCAUCAACAUCCUUCAUAUGACAUAACAACAUUCUACAUAAUAAUAAAUAAACAUUAAUUUUAUUUAAAAAAAUGUACGUUUAUUUAGUUAAUUGUUUUUAUAAAAAACGUUAUUUUAUAUAAAAAAAUAAACUGUAUAAAUUAA